Hordeum vulgare subsp. vulgare (domesticated barley) is the source of this 636-nucleotide messenger RNA. RefSeq names its product novel plant SNARE 11-like. Lineage: Eukaryota; Viridiplantae; Streptophyta; Magnoliopsida; Poales; Poaceae. The record is from RefSeq and is a predicted model, not a curated record. The coding region runs from base 4 to 243 and encodes 79 amino acids. The transcript is spliced from 3 exons.
CAAAUGAGCAGGGUUGUUAAUGAGCUAGAUUCCAUUCAUUUCUCCAUGAAAAAGGCAUCAAAUUUGGUGAAAGAAAUUGGUAGGCAGGUUGCAACUCACCGCUGCAUCAUGGCAUUGCUUUUUCUCAUUGUCGCUCGAGUCAUAGCUGUAAUAAUUGUUAAGAUUGUGAACCCGCACAACAAGGACAUUCCCGACAUCCCCGGGCUCGCUCCACCGGUCAGCAGAAGGUAUUGUCCACCGUAGAGGGCAAGUGAGUAUCCACACAACACAAGUGUAAAAUUCCCGAUGAGGCGCCCUUGCGCGGUCGCUUGGAAGUUCCUUGCAUCAUGUCGCACACCCUGUUGUAAACUUGUAAUGUUGUAUGAAGUAUCAAUGAUAAUAUCUCUUGCUUAUUUGCUUGCAGAGUAACCUAUGAUCAAUUUGAUAUCGGUAGUGCAUACAUGAUAUAAACAAAUAUGGUUCUAGCUUUCGGCCUUAUUGCUGUUGUUUCUAUUAGUGUUGAAGUGCAAAAUUCCUGCCUAAGUCAUUUAUAUGAGUGUGACUUGAGGCGUUAGGUAGUUAUGAAGGUGGCAAUAACAUCUACUCAAUAAUCAAUUGUAAUGCAUGUGUCACUCCUGAAUUAGUAGACAAGCAUAA